AUGGAAAAUGAGAGAAACCUUCAAGUGACUUUCUCCAAGCGCCGAGAAGGGAUUUUAAAAAAAGCAACCGAACCUUGCACCCUAACAGGCGCAGAGGCUAGCGUAGUAGUGUUCUCGCCCGGAGACAAAGCCCAUUCGUUUGGACAUCCAGGUAUAAACUUUGUAUCUGACAAGUUUCUCACGCCAGAGAAUAUUGGUGUAGGGAUAGCAGCCGAGAAAGAGCUGAGAGAAGAGCUGGAGAGGUUUAGAAGGAAGAGUAUGGUACCCCUAGGAGGCAGAAGUAUGGAACGAACUCCAAUUGUUGAAGGAAGCUGUGACCAAAUCGUACCUGAAGAUGAAGCAAUGAUCGACGCGAUAAACGAUCCUGACAGAAAUCUGAACGAUCUGAAUGAUGACGUUUAG
Molecule: messenger RNA, 402 nt
Organism: Andrographis paniculata
Lineage: Eukaryota; Viridiplantae; Streptophyta; Magnoliopsida; Lamiales; Acanthaceae
Product: agamous-like MADS-box protein AGL62
Exons: 3
Coding region: 1-402 (133 amino acids)
Biological process (GO): regulation of transcription by RNA polymerase II
Molecular function (GO): RNA polymerase II cis-regulatory region sequence-specific DNA binding; protein dimerization activity; DNA-binding transcription factor activity, RNA polymerase II-specific
Source: RefSeq, a predicted model, not a curated record